GAUCAGAACCAGAUGUGGGAUCAGGACCAGAUGUGCUGGCCUGGCCCAGCCCUGGGGGAGCCAGAUCAAGCUUAACUCUACCUCUUCCCCUUCCCACCCCCCCAGUCUUCACGGAGGAAGUGCGUCUUCAUACAUCACCACACCUGAGAGCAGCAAGGCUUCUUGACCCACUUGGACACUGAAGCUGCUGAUGGCGGCUGAGCCGCUACCCCUCGGGGCGGGGGCCACAGGGCCCCUACCCAGCUGGGAGCUGGAGGCCUGGUACGAGGACCUGCAGGAGGUGCUGUCCUCGGAGGAGACUGGCAGGCAGCCCCAGGUGCCUGGGGUAGCUGAGCAGGAGGAGCUGAAGGACCUGGCCACGCUGGACACCACAGCUCUGCUAUGGGGCCUGGACACGCCGGUGCCCGCCGAGACCCCUGAGUUGGACGCUGAGCUGCUGGAGCUGCUGAGCGUGACAGCCCCCAUCCCUGCUGGCCCCCUAGGCUCCGACUCCAGCCUCAGCUCCCCGGCCCACACAGGCCCCGAGGAUGAAGAGGGGGGUGCUGGAUGCCGGCGGGGCGAGCAGCUCGUGGGAGGCCGGGCACGGCGUGGCCAGCGGGAGCGGGAGCAGGAGGCAGAGCGGCGCGUGGCUGAGUUGACAGCGCAGAACGCGCGGCUGCGGGCUGAGAUCGACCGCCUCAGUACCCAAGUGGAGGCCACGCGGGCUGCCCUCAUUGAGCGCAUGGUGAAUCUCCGGCAGGCCUAGCACCCAACGGACAGACCCUGGCAUGGCCUGGCCCCUCCCAUGGA
This is a messenger RNA of Alligator sinensis (Chinese alligator), 789 nucleotides long. It is a transcript of the gene DDIT3, whose product is annotated as DNA damage inducible transcript 3. Gene Ontology annotation, biological process: positive regulation of intrinsic apoptotic signaling pathway; ER overload response; negative regulation of transcription by RNA polymerase II. Gene Ontology annotation, molecular function: protein heterodimerization activity; transcription factor binding; RNA polymerase II cis-regulatory region sequence-specific DNA binding. Gene Ontology annotation, cellular component: CHOP-ATF3 complex; CHOP-C/EBP complex; cytoplasm. The transcript is spliced from 3 exons. NCBI's taxonomy places the organism in Eukaryota, Metazoa, Chordata, Crocodylia, Alligatoridae. The record is from RefSeq and is a predicted model, not a curated record. The coding region runs from base 191 to 745 and encodes 184 amino acids.